Messenger RNA from Helianthus annuus (common sunflower), 1212 nucleotides. RefSeq lists its product as uncharacterized. Bases 1 to 1212 code for a protein of 403 amino acids. The transcript has a single exon. Gene Ontology annotation, molecular function: RNA-DNA hybrid ribonuclease activity; nucleic acid binding. The record is from RefSeq and is a predicted model, not a curated record. Lineage: Eukaryota; Viridiplantae; Streptophyta; Magnoliopsida; Asterales; Asteraceae.
AUGGAAAAAUUGGUACUUGCGCUGCUACACGCCUCUAGAAGACUGCGCAGAUACUUUACAGGGCAUGUGAUAACAGUACUCACCAACUUUCACAUCGGCACUAUUUUACAAAAGUCAGAAACAUCAGGGCGGUUAGCAAAGUGGGCGAUCGAGCUGGGGGGGCACAACAUCUUGUACAGGCCGCGCCCAGCCAUCAAGGGUCAAGUCCUUGCGGACUUUAUCACAGAAGUCCCAGUGGAAAAAAUCAAGGAUUGCGAGAUUGUUGAGAUUCCCAUGAAGGACACGUCUAAUGAGUUAUGGUUGCUGUACACUGAUGGGGCCUCAAAUGAGGAUGGCGCAGGAGCUGGGUUGCACCUUGUGAGCCCCGAGAAGCAGGAAUUUACAUACGCCAUCAAGUUGGAUUUCAAGAACACCAACAAUGAGGCAGAAUACGACGCAUUCUUGGCAGGUUUGCGCCUCGCCAUAAAAAUGGGAGCUAAAAAUCUGCAAGCGCACGUUGAUUCACUCUUGAUCGCCAGCCAAAUCAACAGAAUUUAUGAUGCAAAAGGCGAAGUUAUGGCCUUAUAUUUGGACCAGGCAAAAGAGUUACUCCAACAAUUCAAGUCGUACAAGGUAGUUCACAUCAACCGCUCCGAAAACAAACCAGCAGACACCUUAAGCAAGCUCGCUUCAACUUUUUUUCAACAUCUCGCCAAAGAUGUAAGGAUUGAAGUACUCAAAAAUCCAUCAGUGCUGCUACGCCAGGUUAAUGUGAUCGAAGUAGGGCAGCCAUCUUGGAUGACCCCUAUAAUCCAAUAUCUGCAAGAAGGAAUACUCCCGGAAAGCAAAGCAGAGGUAAGGAAGAUCCAAAACAAGGCCCUGCAUUAUGAAAUGAAUGGUGGUAUCUUGUACCGAAAGUCCUUCUUGGGGCCAUUGUUGCGUUGCGUGGACCCUCAAGAUGCGAACUAUUUGAUCAGGGAGAUUCACGAAGGAAUUUGCGGCAUCCAUGCAGGCCCACGCAUGGUUGUCGCGAAGAUUAUGAAUGCUGGAUACUACUGGCCAGGGAUGCAUGUCGACGCUCUAAAGGAGUUGCGCAAGUGUGACUCAUAUCAAAGACACUCCCCAAAAACCCUGCGCCUGAAGAAUGAUCUCAUCCCUGUGUCCACUGGUUGGCCUUUCCAACAGUGGGAAUUGAUAUGGUGGGACCUUUCCCUGAUGCUCUGGGAGCUGUGA